AUGGCUCAGGCAUCCACUGCUGUGGCGCCGGACGAUGUCCUCGUAGAGGAAAACAAGAAGGAGGACGAGGCUCCUCCCGCGACACCGGAAGAGGCGCAAGCCGAGGAGAACGGCGAGGAACAGGUGGUGUCGAUUCCAAGAAAGACCUUCUUCGUCGAUGAGGAAGAGUUGGAAGAGACGGAAAGAAAAACCCUGUUGCAGCGAAUCAACGACUGGGCGAGUAGUGGUGUGGUUUAUUUGCCCAAGAGCGUGGACAUAGCGAACAAGAGGGUCAACAUCGUCUACUGCUUCCUGGAGAUUGUAGUCCUGGCACUGACCAUUUGGUACUUCGUGCAACGGCCCGAGCAAUACUCCGUGUCCUUAACACCGGACGCUCAGGUCACCUUCUGUGGCAGUCGCUGUGAGCCGCUGCCAAGCAGGAUGGAUGCGAUGACCGAUCAGGACUCCUCGUCGUACUGUGGCUCGUUGACCUACACCAAUGGAGCAGACAGCUAUGGCCCCUUCGAGUGCCUCCGUCGCUGUGGACAUCCGAACUCCACGACGCACUGUCUUCAGCCCUCCGAGCUUCUUCGGAUCUCCGGAGAGGAGGCCUUCGUGCCCACGUCCUAUCGACUCACCGAUACGCUGCAAGCGGUGAACGGCUCCUGUGCCAUGGGCUACACACUCCAAAGUUCUGUGUGUGUAUGGCAGCAGGAUUACUUUGUGCCAGCCAUCGAGAAGUUGGCAGUCUCGUUUAAUCAUCAGUUUGUGGUCUAUCCCGUCUACAACAGCCUGAGCUUCAUGGAGCGUGCACCGCCGCUCAAGGCUCAUUCGGGCGCCUACAAAUCGCAAGGCUGGGAUGUGGGGCUGCUUUCGGUGCUCUUCAGUCCCAGUGGUGCUGAAGUGAAGCGUUUUCAGCCCGGACAAGGUGUGACUUUGACGCUCGAGGAAAUCCUGCAAGCUGCCUACGUGGAAGGAGCAGACAGCAUAGGCCUCGACAGCGUCUAUUCCCGUGCGGAUGCGGCCGUGAGCAGUCUACCCGCUCGUUUGACCGGCUUAGCUGUCCGGACCGUCAGAGCGACGCGCGACGCGCCGGACGGGACGGGUCAGUCAUGUCCAGCGCAGAUCAGUCCUGCCAUGGGAACUGGCCGGCGUGUCUUGCGCCUGGCACGAGUCCUGCUGCUAGCGCUGCCAGGGGCCCUGGCGGCGCAAUGCUUGGAGGAGGAGCUGCAGCUCUUACAAACGCAUGCAGAGGCUGCCGCGAGCAAAGAGAGUCUUUGGGCGCAGGAAGUCUUUGCUGACGCCUCCUUUUACCAGGUCAUGUCCAGCUGCGAUGGAGGCUCCCAGAGCCGGAUCUCUCAAGACUGCUGGAACUCCAAAUUCGCCCGCUUCGAUCACAACGGCGACGGCGUGAUCGAUGCCGAAGAUCUGCACCACGAAGAGACCAACCGACUCGGCGGUGGAGCGCCUCCCCACCGGAGCCACGCGCCGAUGGCGAACUUCACGCGGCAGGAAGUGCGAGCUGGCUUGGCGCUGGCCGCCCAGUGGUUCCCCGAGCAGGCGUCGCGGCUGAUUACCCACGCGACCUUGAUCACCGAGUUGCUCUUGCAGGAAGACCAACUGGGCAUCGACCUCUCCAAGGUACCGGAACCUCCAGAUCCCUUGCCAAAGCUCAAGGGUUACUUUGCCAAGGACGUGAAAGGCCGUGCUUUGUCUGCCUUGGGUACGAGUGAGCAUGCCACGACCACCGCAACAGCGAAGAGCACGACCAGCGCAGCGCCGACGGCCGCACCGAACACCACGGCGCCGUCCUCCGCAUGCGAGAUGGCCGUGUUCAAAGUUGGCACCAGCUCUGCGAACUUGAUCUUGGGAAUUCUUGGGGUCUCCACACCCAGCCAUCAGCUGAUGGAGGAUCUCCUGGAGAAGCACACCGUGGUCAUUCAGCGAAUUAUCUCGGUGGUGCAAGAGAAGGAAGUGCAGGACAAUGCUGGGGUCGCACUGAAAGUAUGGCAAAUCUUCGACAUUCUCCACGAGGAGCAGAUUUUUCGGAAGAUCCUCGAAGAGGACUUGAAGGACAUGAGCUGGUGGCAAGCAGCCCUGGUUAUAGCAAGGGUGGGCGCUACGGUGGCCUCGUGGUAUGCCAGUGGCACUGCGUUGCUGCUGCUGCAGAUCGGCCUUGCGGUGCCCAGCGCCGUGGACCUCGUCGAAGGACUCAAAGACGUCCACGGUGAGUGUCAUGUCUUCUGA
Durusdinium trenchii is the source of this 2226-nucleotide messenger RNA. The record is from the annotation of a GenBank genome assembly. NCBI's taxonomy places the organism in Eukaryota, Dinophyceae, Suessiales, Symbiodiniaceae.